AUGAAUCCAAUCUUCAAGGCUGUUGACUGGUGUGAGGAUGAUGAUCAACAACAGAAGAAUGACCGAUCGUCAUCGCUUGAUGUUCUCGGCCAGGAUAAGGUCACUCGAUGGAUGAGAGAUGGUAUACAGGUUCUCUAUUGCGACCAUCUGCCUGACAUCUCCAGUGUAGCUCGUCCAAUCGACAAAUGUGGUAGCUACAUGGAUAUGCUUCAGCUAUGGACUUCAGAUUUGGAUGUCAGCACGAAUACCAGGGAAACUUCCUCAGAAACCCAAGUCGACCGCACCGUGUCACUCGAAGAACAACAAGCCAAGGAUAUUGAACGCGAAAGGGCAUUCCACGACUCACUGACUAGGGCUGGGGGGCGGCCUUGGUAUUCAAGGACCCUUAUUGCUCAUGUUGCGAGAAACCCGGGCAAUUACGACGAGCUUCUUCAAUAUUGGAAGAAGGACCCCACCGAGUCAGAGAAGGGACAGUGGAUGGUGUUUGAACGACAACUGGAAAGGUGGAACCUGUUCUGCAGGUAUCAAAGGAGGGCAAGGAGAAACUCGGAUACUUUCAAGGAAUAUUCAGCCCGAUGCAACAGGCGGCUCUCUAACCAAUUGUCAUCUGCAGCACUGGAUAUGAAGCAGGACCUGAAUGACCAAGACUCUCUGUCACAAUGGCUUGAGUAUCUGUGCUUUGAGCUAUCUGAGUGUAAAAGGUACUCGUGGUAUAAGCGGUAUCACCAACAUUACGAAAACGCCUGGCGAAUACUUGUCGACUCCAAGGUACUACACUCAGAUGAAAGUCGAAGUCAGGUAGAGACUAUCGAAUAUGCAUCCUUACACAACGACGAGAAGACGAAUUUGAGACAAGCUGUCGAAGCGGCCAGCUCAGAGGUUUUGUUGGCGGAAAGAGACUCUCUGAACCCGUCGCUAAGAGGACCUUUGGCUCAACGUAAGCUAUUCGAAGCCCAGGCUAACCUCGACUCGGCAAUUGAGGCAUUUGAUCGGCUGCAGCAUCGAAUAGAUGCGAUUAAAAAGUACCGCGAGGCUACAUCGACAUAUAGAGAAGCAAGGCAGGGGGCUCAUCGCCAUCAAAUCCUUUUAGGAUGGGUGCAGCAACAAAUACCUUUGAUUGAGAAAGAGCUGGGACUGUCGUGCUCAACACAGCGUCUAACGCUGGAUGGCGAUAUGCUCACGGAAACUGAGAGCGACGAGAGCGACGACCAGGGUGACAGCAUUGACUCUUCUUGUACUUCGUCAGUAUGCGAGCCUAGUGGAUUGCAGCGAAGCGAGAGCAAGAAACGAUGCCGCCUUGAGAGCAUCUCAGGUGAAGCCACACAGAGCAGUAACAACAACAACGCCCGUCCAAAACGUUCAAGACAUAGUGUCGACUCUGACUCUAGACCCACGACCGCGACCACCACCACCACGACAGCUUCUCCAGAUAUCCAUGUUCCUCCCGUGCACCCGUCUCUCCUUCAGCCUCGCGUAGCUGUGGUUCUCAAUGUUCCUACACCAUGGCAUCCUUGGCUCUUUGCCCUACGGCUGUUGUCCAUCCUGCCGGCACUAUGGUGGGGAUUGCCUUCUGCGGUUCAAUUGCUCUUGCGUGUCCUGCCGGGACCAGAAAUAGUCGUUGUGGUUCCGUCGACGGCGGGAGGAUCCGUGGCUAUGAGCGUUGAGCAAGAUGCGCGGUACGCUCUUACUGAGACUGGGCUUGCAACGAUAUGGUGCUUUGCUUCAGGAUAUCUAUCAUUCUUCUUUACAGACUGCCUAAUGUCCAGAUGGCUCAUCAAUUACACUCCCCAGGCGACAAUGGUCCGGCUUCUCACGACCAACAUAUGUAACGCCUAUCUCACCCAAAUUGUUCUCUCGAUCGCGGGUGGUUUUGAAGAUCCUCGUCUCUUCCUACCAGGCUGGAUUGGUAUAGCAACUACUCUUACUGUUAUGUACCACAUCACUCACCAAAAGAUCAACAUUCGCAAGGAGACGUCUACAUCCAUCAACGUCUUUUCCAUAGCCAGUUUUCUUAGUAUGGUAACUCUGCUGGCGCAUAUGCACCAGUUCACGCCUGAAUACCCUCAGAUGCCAAUAGUAACAAAUGGUCGGCGCGCAUGGGAUGAGGCAUCGCGUGUUGUCGCCCAGGUCAGAGGUAGCGUUGAGCAACAUAACGACUUGUAA
Messenger RNA from Fusarium coffeatum, 2163 nucleotides. RefSeq lists its product as uncharacterized. Gene Ontology annotation, cellular component: endoplasmic reticulum membrane. The transcript is spliced from 7 exons. Bases 1 to 2163 code for a protein of 720 amino acids. The record is from RefSeq and is a predicted model, not a curated record. Gene Ontology annotation, biological process: protein N-linked glycosylation; cellular response to oxidative stress. Lineage: Eukaryota; Fungi; Ascomycota; Sordariomycetes; Hypocreales; Nectriaceae.